Synchytrium microbalum is the source of this 921-nucleotide messenger RNA. RefSeq lists its product as uncharacterized. The record is from RefSeq and is a predicted model, not a curated record. The coding region runs from base 1 to 921 and encodes 306 amino acids. Lineage: Eukaryota; Fungi; Chytridiomycota; Chytridiomycetes; Synchytriales; Synchytriaceae. Gene Ontology annotation, molecular function: ATP binding; kinase activity. The transcript is spliced from 5 exons. Gene Ontology annotation, cellular component: cytoplasm.
AUGGGAGGACCGUCAGCUACUGCCUCAUUGGUGACUGCCCAGAUUCUCAAAUGGUAUGCUGAGCUCAGACCUGGAUCUCUACCUGCAAGACCACUGGUAAUUGGAAUAAGCGGCCCUCAAGGCGCUGGAAAGACGACUCUAGUGAGGAAUAUAUCGGCGGGCCUCUCCUCUGCCCCACACAGUUUGAACGUUGUGGCCUUUUCGUUGGAUGAUCUGUAUCUGCCAUUCGAAAAGCAAACCCAAGUUGCUGCUUCAAAUCCUGGCAACAAGUUGGUUGAACUACGAGGAAAUCCUGGCACACAUGAUGUUGCAUUAGGCAGAAGAACCCUAGAAACACUUAGACAGAAUGGUACAACACCUAUACCGUCAUACAACAAGGCUGCUAAUGACGGGAAGGGCGACCAAAAUCCACCAUCGACCUGGACAACCGUGCAACCUCCAUUUCACAUCAUACUCUUUGAGGGGUGGUCGAUGGGCUUCAAAUCGUUAGCCGAGACAGAACUAGAAGCUGCAUACAAGGCAUUGUCAAAAGACCCAGACUCUGAGACAAGGAAACACUCAUUUGAGCAUAUAAAAUUAUUAAACGAGGGUGCGCGUGUUUGGGAAAGGGAAUGGUAUCCAAUGUUUGAUACCUUUGUGCAUAUCUGUUGCAAGGAUAUACAUUGGGUUUACGAUUGGCGUAUAGAGGCUGAAAAUACUAUGAGAAAGGAGCUGAAUAAACCUGACGCAGGAAUGUCAGACUCUGAACUCAUCGACUUCGUUUCGAGGUUUAUGCCGUUCUAUGAACUCGGUCUUCCAAGAUUGACCAAGGUCGGCUUCUUUGGAUCAGCAUCAGGAGAUAUACCAGAAGAAUACAAGAGCCGCCAUCUGAGAGCAUCGAUUGAUAAACAACGGAAUUUAUUGUUCUCUGACAUUAUAUAG